AGAAAGGGCAGCCAGGGUUUCGUGUUCAUUAGAAUCAGAGUGAUAUUAAAGGUGGUGAGCUUGUGGCUACAUUUGCUGUCAGACAUAGGAACAGAUUCUGAACAAUUAGCUGUUGUUUAAGUGGCUUACAGUGAACGCCAUCGCUCCAUUCUAUUGCAUUUUACGUUUGGAUAACGUACAUAUACCUGCGAUUAGAUGAAAGAUGCUGAUGUUUUAUGUCGUUUCGAUUAUGACAGCUAGCGUUAGCUAGGUAUCAGAGGUUAUCCGUAUGACAUUAUGCGUGCAAGAUUCUACAAGACAGCGUCUUCCUUGAUUAGCGAGUAACAGCUCGCUUACUGAAUACCAAUUAUUUCCAGAGACGCAUUUAGGCUGACAUCAUUUGUACGGUUUAACAAAGAGAAAGACAGCAGCACCCUCUUCUGUUGUUGCCAGAAAUUGCUCCAAACACGAGAAUUUACCCCGGAAGAAGACGUUUGAGGUCGCCAUGGGGAGUAAAAUCAGUGGCAAGAUGGCAGCCGCCGGUAGGGUCGUUCAGGUCGUGCGGCCUCACGCUCCUUUAAUCAAAUUCCCCAAUCGACAGAGCAUGCCCCGGCCAAACGUACAAGAAGCACUAAAAUUGGCAGCAGCCAGCGCACCGCCAGCCUCCCCUGCAGCACCAAGUUUAGUGGCAUCUUCGGCAUCGACAGCCAGGCCCCCGGGGCCAAUUAGCCGUCUCCCAGGCCCCCCCGACAGUGUCUCCACCAUCAGGGACCUCCCCCAGAGGUACCGGCGGAGGCUGCUGGCUGUGGAAGAGAUGGACUACAUACAGCGUGGUGGACCAGAAUGAACCUGAAUGCAUCAGUGUAAAUCUACCAAAGUCCUUAUCUGUGGAAAUCUGUUUGUGUCUCUGCUAUAUUUAGUUCCUAAACUGUGGGGAACCAAACCUAUCACCACCUGCGCAUUGUAUAUUAAGGCAGAGUUAAAUAAAAAAAUAUUUAAUUUGUGGGGAAAAAUAUACACAUGGUUUUAUUUUUAAAGGUGAUUAUUAUUUAGCUUCACCAUUGUGUGUGCGGUCAUGUUUCCUUUGCAGCAAUGUCUGAAGUAUGUCAUUUUUAAAGCAAAGAAUGCCAUGUCAUUUUUUCAAAUGCUUAGCAGGCACCUCUGCAGUGGUGACAGGUUUGCGUCCCGCUCAUUGGUUAUACAUUUGCUUUGUAAAGUCAAGGGUGCAGCUGUUGUCUCCCUACUCUGGGUUUUGACCCCAUGACCUUCAGGUGCAGUGUCGGGUGCUGUAACCACUGAAACACAUGCAUAAAGCUGCUUUGCGUAGAUGUUGCACAUUGUAUUCCACAGCUCGAGACACUUGUAAGCAGAUGCUGAGAAGAACAGGAACUGAAUCAAGAGUGAUCAAAAUGAUGGCCAUUAUUUCCACUGGUUUCUCAGUGCAUUAAGUUAUUUAGUCUCGCCCUAGAGGGAAAUUUG
Messenger RNA from Megalops cyprinoides (Indo-Pacific tarpon), 1458 nucleotides. RefSeq names its product mitochondrial ribosomal protein S36 (gene kgd4). NCBI's taxonomy places the organism in Eukaryota, Metazoa, Chordata, Actinopteri, Elopiformes, Megalopidae. Bases 485 to 826 code for a protein of 113 amino acids. The transcript is spliced from 5 exons. The record is from RefSeq and is a predicted model, not a curated record. Gene Ontology annotation, biological process: 2-oxoglutarate metabolic process.